This is a messenger RNA of Synchytrium microbalum, 1404 nucleotides long. RefSeq lists its product as uncharacterized. Bases 1 to 1404 code for a protein of 467 amino acids. NCBI's taxonomy places the organism in Eukaryota, Fungi, Chytridiomycota, Chytridiomycetes, Synchytriales, Synchytriaceae. The record is from RefSeq and is a predicted model, not a curated record. The transcript has a single exon. Gene Ontology annotation, molecular function: protein binding.
AUGGCAGCACUUACAAUAGUAUUGGGUACCUACGAGCGACUCCUGUAUGGCCUGACUGUAUCUGGACUGCAGGAGGAGACGAAUGCAGUGUUCAAGCCUGUUUUUAUUUUUCCAGCUCACAUAUCUGCACUCAAAUGUGUCGCUACCACGUCGAAUACUACAACCAAUAGUGAUGUCAAACUCGCUCCCAAUGCUAGCAAACGCUCUUAUUUGGCCACUGGAUCAACAGACGAACACAUUAAAGUAUUCGACCUAAACCGACGUCGAGAAAUCGGAACCCUCAAUCCUCACUCUGGUGCCAUUACCCGCCUACAAUUCUUUGGCAAAACACAUCUCGUAUCGUCCUCUGAAGAUGGAACUAUAGUCAUAUACAGGUGUAAGGACUGGGAAGUGCUGAAGACACUUAAGGGACAUACAGGCGCUGUAGAAUGGUGUGAUAUACAUCCCAGUGGCAAGAUACUGAUAUCUGCUGGUCGAGACGGCACGCUCAAAGUAUGGGAUUUGGGAGCUGGGAGGUUGGCCAAGUCACUACGAAUCACAGAACUUGGGGAGGGUCGACGAGGCAAGACUCCUGAACGAGUGUCUUGGUCUCCGGAUGGUGAAGCGUAUGCUGUAAUGUCGGAAAAGACGAUUGUCGUGUAUGAUGUUGCGUCUGGUCGUGAGGAGGCUGUUAUACUGGGUAUUGGCAAACUCGCUUGUAUGAAGUAUGUCGCUAUGGGUAGCAGUGAUAAGGAGCAGCACGUCAUACUAACUGGUGGUGAGGACAAGAUGAUUCGAGGAUAUCUCAAAGACGGAACAUGUAUAAUAGCGUGGAAUUCUGGACAUGGGACUCGCGUCAAGGAUUUCGAUGUCAUUACGUAUAACAGCAAGACGUAUGUUGCUUCUUGCUCUUCGGAUGGCGGUGUCAGGCUAUGGGAUUGGGAUUCAGUGCUGUCGCAAAAGCCACCGUCAAUUGAUGACAAGGCCGAACAAUCAGUCUACGAACCACAACCACUCGGAACAUAUAAUGCAGACACUCGCCUCACUUGUAUAUCGAUGACCCUCGUUGAACCAUCCACCACAUCCCAUAACGCAGAAGAAGACUCUGAAGAUGCAGUAUCUGAAUCAGAGGACUCUGAUGACGAUGAUGAUGAACAACCGAUAAAGCAAACCAAUAACAAUAGUAAGAAGGGAUCCAAACCACGAGUGUCUGUUAUACUAGAUGAAAAGACUGAUAAGAGGAAGCUGCUGGAAUAUGAUGAUGCUGGGCUCGUGAGUGAAGACAAGAUGAACAAGAAGCAGGUGCCAAAAGUACCAGCUAGUGGUAAUAAAAGGAAGCAAGCACCAGCGAAAGAUCUAGGCAGGAAUAAGAAGAAACAAAAGAGUCAAAAGAAGAAGAGUGGUGGGGAUGUGGAUGAUGAAUAG